Messenger RNA from Alternaria alternata, 1518 nucleotides. RefSeq lists its product as hypothetical. The record is from RefSeq and is a predicted model, not a curated record. Gene Ontology annotation, molecular function: chromatin binding; DNA binding. The transcript is spliced from 3 exons. The coding region runs from base 1 to 1518 and encodes 505 amino acids. Lineage: Eukaryota; Fungi; Ascomycota; Dothideomycetes; Pleosporales; Pleosporaceae. Gene Ontology annotation, biological process: regulation of DNA-templated transcription; chromatin organization. Gene Ontology annotation, cellular component: nucleus.
AUGGAUGCGCCAAAUCCGCCAAACGGCCAACCGAGCGCUGGCAAUGGCACGCCAAAUGCGAUCGGCGGCGCAGCCACUAUGUCCGCUCCUCCGCAUCCACAUGCAGAAGCGCAAUCGACAACGCCCAUGCCACCUACAUGGUCGUCACAAAUGUCUACCUUUCCCACAAAUAGCGGCGCUACCGGAGGCCCAAACUUUGCCCAGUAUUCGGCAUCCACCGCUGCGAUUCUUGAACGCCUCCAAGGAAAGAAUGGACAUGCCGCCGGAAGUGCUGCCUUCGAGGCGAAGCGGGCAGAGAUCUUGCAGAGUUAUGUUACUAGCGACAAACUACCAACGCCUCCGCCGGCUGCGAGUACUGGACGUAGAGGAAGAGGGGGGAGAGUCAGCACACCAAGUGGACUGAAGACGGAAGUUGGCGCAUCACCUUCGGGCCCUUCAUCUGGUCGUGCAUCUGGCAGAGGGCGCGGACGGGGUCGUGGAGGGCGUGGCGGACGCGGGGGCAGAGGCGGCAAGCGGAAACGUUCCGAGAGCGACGAGGAGAGCGACAACGACAACGACGACUCCGAUGUCUCCGACUCGUACACUCCACUACCCACACGAACCAAGUCCGGCCGAAGUAUAAACAAGCCCGUCGCAUUCGUACCCGUUAUUCCGGAGCCAGCUCAAGGCGUUAAGCGGAGGAAGUCGACCAAGACCCUACUUGCUGCAAAGUGCAAGACCUGUCAUCGAGAGACCGAUCCGUCCAACAACCGGAUAGUGUUCUGUGAUGCGUGUAGUACCGCAUAUCACCAAUACUGCCACAAUCCGCCAAUCGACAACGAGGUUGUCACUGUGCUUGAGAAAGAGUGGCUAUGCGGACCAUGUAUACGGGCCAAGCAGACAGUCGUGGAAGGCGCACAGAAUCUGAUCGCGGCCGAGGACUUGACUAUAGAUGAGAAACGCGCAUACUUCAAUACGCUCCCACAAAACCAACUAGUCGGCCUCCUCCUAACAGCCACAAUUCGACAUCCAGAACUGCCCAUAUUCCCCCCCAACAUAAAGAAUCUCAUGACAAACUUCUCCGCUAUCAAGUCGGAAAUGCCCCAGCAACAACAACCUUCCGCUACCCACCACUAUGCUAAUUAUCAACCCCCACCAAACUUCAGUCUCGCCCAGAUGACCUCGCCCCCAGACGGCCACACAACAACACAUCACACACCGCAGUUCUCGUCGCAUUCACACUCGGAGAUGGACCCUGCAGAAGCACAGCUCCUUGGCGAAAGCAGCCACCAGCCGCGCACGACCAUAGACCUGGCCGGCAACCAGUACGAAGAAGACGAUGGUUACGACACCGAUCCGCCAGCACACUACCCCAAAGCUGGCAACGGACUCGCACGAACACUACGCCCAGAGAGCGAAGACCUGAAUUGGCUCGUCGACGACAACUUUGAAGUGUUUAGCCAUGGGUGGAAGGGAGACGGGACGGGCAUGGGCGCCGAUGGUACAAUGGACGCUAUGGACGGACAGAAAGUAGUCUAG